AUGUCUACCACUUCGGGAGUUAACGUACUUCGGUAUUCCGCCCUUGCUUUCGGCGUUUUCUACGGCUUCAGCCACCAGCGAUCGAUCAAUGCUUCGCAACGCGCCGCUGCCGCCAAGAAGGAAUACGAGCACAAGCAACAAUUAAUAAACCAAGCCAAGGCCGAAUACUCAAAGUCCAAGAGUCCUGCUGCGUCAUCUACGGCGAAGAGUGGCCUAAACCAAGACCCAAUGGACCCGAAAUUCGACCUGGAGGCUUAUUUGAAUGCUCUGAUGGAACAAAAGGCCUAA
This is a messenger RNA of Xylaria bambusicola, 288 nucleotides long. RefSeq names its product ATP synthase subunit E. The transcript is spliced from 3 exons. Gene Ontology annotation, biological process: proton motive force-driven ATP synthesis. Lineage: Eukaryota; Fungi; Ascomycota; Sordariomycetes; Xylariales; Xylariaceae. Gene Ontology annotation, molecular function: proton transmembrane transporter activity. The coding region runs from base 1 to 288 and encodes 95 amino acids. The record is from RefSeq and is a predicted model, not a curated record.